UCCUCGUGACUUGCUGACUUGGAAACCGGAAGAGGAAGUCGUUGCCGCCGCAAUGCAGAGAGAGGAGAAACAACUUGAGGCGUCAUUAGAUGCACUGCUGAAUCAAGUGGGUGAUCUGAAGAACUCAUUGGGGAGUUUCAUUUACAAGUUGGAAAACGAGUAUGACCGGCUGACCUGGCCCUCUGUCCUGGACAGCUUUGCCUUGCUCUCUGGACAGCUGAACACACUGAACAAGGUCUUGAAGCAUGAAAAGACACCACUGUUCCGUAAUCAGGUUAUUAUCCCUCUGGUGUUGUCUCCAGACCGAGAUGAAGAUCUCAUGAGGCAGACUGAAGGACGAGUCCCUGUUUUCAGCCACGAAGUGGUCCCUGACCAUCUGAGAACCAAGCCUGACCCUGAGGUGGAAGAGCAAGAGAAGCAACUGACGACGGAUGCUGCCCGCAUUGGUGCUGAUGUAGCUCAGAAGCAGAUUCAGAGCUUGAAUAAGAUGUGUUCAAAUCUUCUGGAGAAAAUCAGCAAAGAGGAGCGAGAAUCAGAGAGUGGAGGUCUCCGGCCAAACAAGCAGACCUUUAACCCUGCAGAUACCAAUGCAUUGGUGGCAGCUGUUGCCUUUGGGAAGGGGCUUUCGAACUGGAGACCGUCAGGUAGCAGUGGUCCUGGCCAGCCGGGUCAGCCAGGAACUGGGACAAUCCUUGGGGGAGCCUCAGGACUACAGCAGGUGCAGAUGACAGGAACUCCAAGCCAGCAGCAGCCAAUGCUCAGUGGCGUGCAGAUGGCCCAGGCAGGUCAACCAGGGAAAAUGCCAAGUGGGAUAAAAACCAACAUCAAGUCGGCUUCAAUGCAUCCCUACCAGCGGUGACAAGGCUUCUGGACGGGGACAAACUGUCCACCUACAGCUUUGGUGAAGCUCAGGCCUGCUCUACUCUCCAUCCGCUGAGAAGCUCUUACCCGCAAAAUAGCCACAAAGUGCUUUUCCCCUUCCCUGCACACAUGCAGGAAGAUGUCGAGGGGCCAGAGAUGGGGGCUUCCUACAAAGUGACUCUGCUCGGCAGGACUAUAUGAGAAGGGGGGUUGCUUUGCACAUGCCAAGCUCCUCCUCCUCUCGACUUAUUUUUUCUUAAUUUGGAGGGAAGGGGGACUUGCACAUCACACCAUCUCUCAUCAAGGGUUAGUUGUCCUCACACCAGGGCCUUGUUUCUGGCCUCAGCUAGGAGACUUUAUUCAAGGCCACUGAGUGUGACGCAAGUAAGGGGUUGCUCGCAGUGCCUCUGCUGCUUUAAUAAAGCUGAAGAGCUGAGUGAGUUU
Condylura cristata (star-nosed mole) is the source of this 1305-nucleotide messenger RNA. RefSeq names its product mediator complex subunit 8 (gene MED8). Lineage: Eukaryota; Metazoa; Chordata; Mammalia; Eulipotyphla; Talpidae. Gene Ontology annotation, molecular function: RNA polymerase II cis-regulatory region sequence-specific DNA binding; transcription coregulator activity. Bases 53 to 859 code for a protein of 268 amino acids. Gene Ontology annotation, biological process: regulation of transcription by RNA polymerase II. Gene Ontology annotation, cellular component: mediator complex; core mediator complex. The record is from RefSeq and is a predicted model, not a curated record. The transcript is spliced from 8 exons.